Messenger RNA from Larimichthys crocea (large yellow croaker), 4261 nucleotides. RefSeq names its product solute carrier family 12 member 10, tandem duplicate 1 (gene slc12a10.1). Gene Ontology annotation, cellular component: apical plasma membrane. Gene Ontology annotation, biological process: potassium ion import across plasma membrane; sodium ion transmembrane transport; sodium ion homeostasis. The record is from RefSeq and is a predicted model, not a curated record. The coding region runs from base 157 to 3330 and encodes 1057 amino acids. NCBI's taxonomy places the organism in Eukaryota, Metazoa, Chordata, Actinopteri, Sciaenidae. Gene Ontology annotation, molecular function: sodium:potassium:chloride symporter activity. The transcript is spliced from 29 exons.
CCAAGACCAACUUCGGGAUUCCAACCAGUGUGUACACAUUAUGAUGGGGUGUGUGUGAGAGAGAGAGGGAGGCAGAGGGAGGAAGCUGAGGAAGCUGGGAGGGGAUGUCAUCCACCUCACUGAAGGUAUAAAUAUAAAGAGUCGCAGUGUGAAAGAAUGAAGACGUUCCACCUGUUGACAACGGCUUAUUCACCUGAGACAGAAGAACCUGUUAAGUCCAUGGGGCAAAUCACAUCCAAGAGUAGUGGAUUGGUCCCUCGAGUCCGAUUCUCAACCGCUGAGGAAGAACCACCCAGGUACUCUUCACACCGUUUUGACGGCAGCAGCCAGCAACAAAAUGAUAACCUUCAAAUUCCUCCAACCAUCGUUGUCUCGGACACGGAUUCAAGUCCAUCAGAGCGCCGGGGCUCGAGGGUGGAGCUGCGUAGAUCUUCCAUUUACAGCACGCUAGACCUCGUGCCACAGCUUGAACAUUACGACAGCUCAUUUCCACAUCAACAGACGAGGAGCCGACCAUCUCUUGAGGCUCUCCGCAAGGCAUAUGAGGAUGUGGAGGUGGCAAGCACCACCACAGACUCAGGAGUAAGCGCCAUGCCGGCGGCAGACGGUGGGAAUGAAGAGUCACAAGCUCCAAAGACGAAAGCUCCUGUUAGAUUUGGCUGGGUGAUUGGAGUCAUGGUUCGUUGCAUGCUGAAUAUUUGGGGAGUCAUCCUGUUUCUCCGCCUAUCGUGGAUCACUUCUCAGGCAGGCAUCUUGUUGACCUGGCUCAUUAUCCUGAUGUCUGUGACGGUGACCUCGGUAACUGCCCUCUCCAUCUCCGCCAUCGCCACCAACGGGAGGGUCACCUCAGGUGGGGCGUAUUUCAUGAUCUCCCGCUCUCUGGGUCCUGAAAUUGGUGGACCAAUUGGGAUGGUCUUUUCCUUUGCCAACGCUCUGGCCUGUGCCCUGAACACGGUUGGGUUUGCAGAGGUGGUCCGUGAUCUGUUGCAGGAUUUUAAUGUCGUUAUGGUCGAUGCAGUCAAUGACGUACGUAUUGUGGGCGUGAUCACGGUGACUGUUCUUCUGCUCAUUUCAUUGGCUGGAAUGGAAUGGGAGUCCAAGACCCAGAUUUUGUUCUUUAUAGUUCUCUUGGUCUCGUUUGCUAAUUACUUGGUGGGCACAAUCAUCCCUCCCAUUCCAGAGAAACAGGCCGUGGGCAUCUUCGGAUACCGCAGUGAGAUCUUCAUAGAAAACCUGAAACCAAACUGGAGAGGACCUGAAGGCAACUUUUUCCAGAUGUUUGCCAUUUUCUUCCCCUCUGCCAUCGGCAUCCUUUCUGGAGCCAACAUCUCUGGAGACCUCAAAGACCCUGCUACUGCUAUCCCCAAAGGCACCCUCACGGCCAUUUUCUGGACUACGUUGAGUUAUCUAAUUAUUUCUGCAACUGUUGCGUCGUGUGCGGUGCGGGAUGCCUCUGGUAAUAUGACUGACAUUCUACCUGGAAACAUCACUGAUGGCUGUGUGGGCUUGGCAUGCAACUUUGGCUGGAACUUUACAGAGUGCACCUUAACACAGUCUUGUGAAUUUGGUCUGGCCAACAGUUCAAAGGUACUGGGCCAAGUUUCAGGUUUCUACUACCUCAUCACUGCUGGUGUCUUUGCAGCCAGCUUGUCAUCUGCCCUUGGUUUCCUCGUCUCUGCCCCUAAAGUCUUUCAGUGUCUUUGCAGAGACAACUUAUACCCAUACAUUAAAUUCUUUGCAAAAGGUUAUGGGAAAAAUGAUGAGCCGCUCCGGGCCUAUGUACUCUGCUACAUCAUUUCUGUGGCCUUCAUUCUCAUUGCUGAGCUGAACACCAUCGCAGCCUUGAUCUCCAACUUCUUCCUAUGUUCCUACUGCCUCAUCAACUUCAGCUGUUUCCAUGCUUCAAUCACUAACUCUCCUGGUUGGAGGCCAUCAUUUCACUACUACAGUAAAUGGACAGCCCUGUUUGGAGCGGUGAUCUCUGUGGUGCUCAUGUUCCUAUUUACCUGGUGGGCUGCUCUCAUCACCUUCUGCAUCAUCUUCUUCCUGUUCGGAUAUAUCAACUACAACAAGCCAAAGGUAAACUGGGGCUCGUCAGUCCAGGCAGGUACAUACAACAUGGCGCUGUCAUACUCGGUCUCACUGUCGGGUGUCGAGGAUCAUGUCAAGAAUUUUAGACCCCAGUGUCUCGUCCUGACCGGGCCACCGAACCAACGACCAGCCCUGGUGGACUUUGUCGGUUCCUUCACCAAACAUAUAAGCCUGAUGAUCUGCGGAGACAUAAUCAUGGAGCAAGACAGACAGACUCGUCCACACGAUGCUACUGACCUGUCAGUAAAGUGGAUGAACAAGAGGAAGGUGCGCUCCUUUUACACACCUUUCAGUGGCGACAGCCUCAGACUCGGAGCUCGACACUUGCUGCAGGCUUCCGGCCUUGGCAAGCUGAAGCCCAACACUCUGGUCAUGGGCUUCAAGGCAAACUGGAGGGAGAGUGCUCCUGAAAGCAUUGAAGAUUACAUCAACACCAUAUAUGACACCUUUGACUCCAACUACUGUUUGUGUAUCUUGAGGAUGAUGGAUGGGCUGGAUAUCUCAGACCAGUUUGAUUUUGAAGUGAACCAGGGCUUUGAGCCUGAUGAAUCAGUCGACAACGACGACGAGCAGUCUCCUGAGAGGGAAUCAGCUGAUGACAUCUCUGAUAAAGGCGACAGUGACCAGAUCAAAACAGUGUUUCAAAAUGACCAGGGGAAGAAGACCAUCGACGUCUACUGGAUCGCUGACGAUGGAGGUCUGACGCUGCUGGUGCCUUACCUGCUCACCAGGAGGAAACGCUGGCACCGCAGCAAAGUCCGAGUCUUCAUCGUUGGGGAUGAACAAAACAUGGAGGAAGGUCGCAACGAGAUGGUCGGUCUGCUGAAGAGGUUUCGUUUGGAUUUCAAUGAUGUCAUAGUCAUGACUGACAGUGAAAGGCGUCCACAUGCCAAGAACCUGAGUAGAUUUGUGGACAGUGUCGCCCCCUUCAUGUUACACGAUGAACAGCAGGAAGGCGUCUCAGUGCAGGAACUGAGACAAAGCACCCCCUGGAAAAUAUCAGACAAAGACUUUGAGGCCUUCAAACUUAAGUCUGAGAGAAAAGUGAGGCUGAAUGAAAUCAUCCGGAGGAAUUCACAACACGCUGCUCUCGUGCUUGUGAGCCUUCCUGUUCCACAGAGCGACUGCCCCAGUGCUCUGUACAUGGCCUGGUUGGAUACUCUGACCUGUGGCCUCCACUGCCCUGCAGUGCUGAUACGAGGAAACCAGCAGAACGUCCUGACUUACUACUGUCAGUGAAUUGUGACUUUAUGGAUAUUUUGUGACUGUAAAUUACCAAGGGAACUAAGGGUUCUACAAGUUUCUGGAAGUCUACCAAAGGGAUGAACACCAUUCUUCCAACCGAUAUUCCCUCAUUUGGAGUUUUGAUGAUGGUGAUCGAAGGAUUAAUAUCAGUCCAAAACCCACCGUUGGUUCAGUUAGGUCGAGAUCUGGUGCUUGUAAAGGCCUUAGCAUAUAAGCUAUGUAUUUAGCCUACUUUUAUGGAGGUAUUCAUAUAUUAUUGCAUGCAUACAGGAAAUUUGGAAACUGUCCAUAUGAAAUGGUUUUAGAAAAUCACUCCCAGAUUACUGUAGGAAACUGUGUUAGGCUUAGAUGAGUGGUUAAUUAAAUUAGUUUAUUACUAUCUCUGUGGCAGUAUUUUCCAAUUGUUCCUAAUCAAGUGCUCUUAAGGUUAAUACGGGUGUCCCACAAGGCCCUAUUCUUGUCCCUCUUUGUUUUAAGAAACAAACUUGAGAAGCUUGCACUAUAUAUUAGGCUUUGAGAUGCUUAAUUAAAUUAAAAUAUAGUAUGAUUACAAUAUACAAUCUAUCAUGUUAUUCGAAUCUUGUUAUGAGAAUAUAAUUUAUGUUAGUGCACUCAAAAGUUUCCACAAUAAAACGGAAAAUGUAGUAUGACGUGCACAGCUUUCUGAUAGCAAUCCUUUUUUAUAGAAGCAUUAAUGAAUAGUCACGCAGCUCCUGUCAGUGAUUACUGACUAGGAAGUACACCAGUAAGUGUUACCAAUCUUAGUUAUAUGGACUCAUUUAUUUGUGCCAAACUGGCCCUUGGUUGCUGAUCGCGAACAAAUUUCACCUGCCAAUUUCUGUCGUCACUUUGAUUCUUUUAUUGUGAAAGGACUUCAAAGUAUGUUUUGAGAGGAUUUGUUAUGGUGCAUGUUUUAAUAAAAUGU